Molecule: messenger RNA, 4896 nt
Organism: Closterium sp. Naga37s-1
Lineage: Eukaryota; Viridiplantae; Streptophyta; Zygnematophyceae; Desmidiales; Closteriaceae
Source: the annotation of a GenBank genome assembly
AUGGCGCGUCGGCCAGAGUCGUUGUCUCGCGGUCGCCGUGUUCUGCUCGUCACUACCUCCAUCGUCGCCGCCUUUUUCACUGCAGGCGUCACGUUCGGAUAUUCCGGCCUCCUCCCUGCGCUGACGGGUCCAGUCGGCGCCUUUAGCGAUGCGUGUCCGGCAGGCGAGCCUGUGCCGUGCGCGCGUCAGAUGAGCUUGCUCAACGCCGCCUACACCCUCAGCAUGUUCACCAACAGCGCGAGCGCCAUUGUGGUGGGCCUCGUGCUUGAUCGCACAGGACCCCGCCGCACCACACUCAUUGGCACUGUCAUCUUCGCCCUCGGCCUCCUCGCCCUCGCCGGCGCCGGCGCGUUCGCGCCCGGGGCCCACAAUGACGCCGCGCCUGACGCCGCAACGCCGCCCAGCGUCACUAAUAGUACUGAUAGUAACAGUACCGCGAGUGCCACUGUGGUAGUGCCAGCCAUGGCAGAACCCGCGAACACGAGCGUUGCUGCCGCGGCGGUCAGUACGCAGCCCCCACGGGGGUUGAUGCGCAUCGACGGAGCGUGGCGGAACGGGGAACUGCCCCUACCAGAGGGUUCGUGGGCGCAGCUGACCGGGGGAAAGCGGGGGACGCAUGGGGCGAGAGAAGGUGCUCGCAUGGUGAAGGUGAUGGGCAAAGGGGGGGCAGCACGGGAGGAGAGGGCAGGGUGGGUUGAAGGACAUGCUUGCUGGCGCAGGAGUGGAGGUUGUCCGGGGGAGCAAGUGAUGCGCGGUGACCAAGGCGUGCAGCGGCGCAAGCUGGAGGCGGAGGGGCAGGGGGAAGCAGGGGGGACGGCGGAGGGGAGCAGCGGGGGGAAGGAAGCGGCGUCGGGGGUGUUCUUCUUUGCCGCAUUCUUCCUGCUCUCCCUCGGCGGCCCAUUCAUCUUCACCUCCUCCGUGCGUGCCCCCCCUCCUCACCUCUCCCCUUGCCCUCUCCGUCGCUCUCCCUCCCAAUCUCCCUGCCCCCGACUCUACCAACCUCAUCUUCCUUGUCCUCAUCCCCCACCAGCUCCUCCUUUCCUCCUUCCCCUCUCCUCCCCACGCCCCCUUCUCCAGAUCAACUUCUGUGUGCUCGUGCCGCGCCUCUCGUCCGCCAUCAUCAGUGCACAGGCGGGAGCAUUCGAGGCGUCCUCGCUCAUCCUCUUCCUGCUGGGCCUCGCCGUCACGCGCCUGCACCUGCCCCUCUCCGCUCUCGCCCUCGCCUACUGCCUCGUUCCCCUCGCCCUCGCUGCUCUCGCUGCUGCUGCCUUCCCCAACUCCCCCUUUGGCGCGGCAAAGGCUGCUGCAAGUGCCGGGAGGGGGGAUACGCGCGCGGAUGGGGGUUUGGAGGACGCUGCUGCAGCGAGAGUGCGUGUCAGGGGGGAUGGGGGAAGAGACGGAGCGGAGGUAGGGGCGGGCGGGAAAGAAGAAGAGUCGGAGGGGGAAGGGGAGGGACAAUUGGUAUUGGUGGAGCGUCCUGUGGGGGGGGAGGGAGGGGGGAUAGGAGUGGCAGGUGACUUUAUAGCUGAAGACGAGGGGAUAGAGGAGUGCUUGAGUAGUAGUAGCAGCAGCAGCAGUGAUAGCGGAGGGGAGAUAGGCAGUGGGGGGAGGGAGAGGAAGGAUAGCGUGAUAGCAAUGGUGUACAGUAGUGGGUCGAGUGACGAUGACGUGGAGAACGGCGGGAAGGAUGGGGGGGAGGGAGAAAUGGGAGGAGAGGGGGGAAGGGGAGAGGAGGAGGGGAGUCAGUGGGACAAGGGCGAGCUAGGGAGGCUGUACUCUCUGCGGCUAGCACAGGCCGCAGCAGUAGCAGCAGCAAAACCAGCAGAAGAAGCAACAAAAACGGCAGGAGCAGGGGCAAAAAUAGUGGAAGGAGAAUCGGAAGGUAUUGCACCUCCACCUGACAUCUUCAACUCCCCGCUCAAACUCCAACUCAGGUCGCCACUGUACUGGGUGCACGUGGCAGUGUCGGCAUACCUCGUGCUGCGCUCCAACUUCUUCAUCGCUGCCGUCAACACGCACAUCCGCUACACCGUGACGACUCUCCUCAGCAUCCCGCCCUCCACCGCCACCACCGACCUCCCAUCCGAUGCGGCCGCACAAAUCACGUGCUACAUUGACAUAUUCAACAUAGUGCUGGCAGCGGGGGGGGUGGUGGCCGUGCCGCUGGCGGGGUGGAGCAUGGAGCGCCCAGGGCUGCCCUUCUCCUUUGUCCUCACCACGCUGCUCUGCGCGCUCUGCUCUGCUGUUCAGAUGAUGGCCGCUUGGGUCCCGCUUCCCAUGCAGGUGGGGCGUUGUGCCUUACCGUGUGGUCUCGACUGCUGUGUGCUGUACAACGGAACCCUCACAUUCCUCUGUUCCACUUGUUUCCUCUGUCUUCGUGAGCGUGUGCUGUUGCUCGCCCGACUCCUAUGCCCACCACAUACCACCCCUCCCCACUCCACUCACCCUCCAUUUCCCUCCUUCGGCCUAUGCUGCACCUGGUGGCGCAUCAUCUACGGGUAUUCCGGCAUCCUGCCGGUGCUGGUGGCGGACGUGGGCGCGUUCAGCGACGCGUGCGGGGCGGGGGAGUCUGUGCCGUGCGCCGCCCAGAUGAACCUGCUCAACGCCGCUUACACCCUGAUGCGUGUGUACUGCCAGUGGGGGCGUUCCUCGACGCCUACGGCCCGCGCACCACAGCCAUCAUCGCUUCCCUUCUCUCCCAUCUGCUCUCUGCCUUAUGUCCCCUGCAUUUGCAUGUGUUCAUGUGCCAAUGUGCUGACCUCCUCGUAUCCUUCACCACCCGUGCAUCUAUGUGCGCCCAUCCCGGUCGCCCCACCAGGCAUGGUGACCAACAGCGCGUGUGUACUGCCAGUGGGCGCAUUCCUAGAUGCCUACGGACCGCGCACCGCAGCCAUCACGGGCUCUCUCGUCUUCUCCGCGGGCCUCCUCGCCCUCGCCCUCGGUUCCGCCUUCUCCCACCCGCCCCCUCCCGCCCCUCCCCCUGUCCUGCCCGUGCCUUCCCCCUCCGCCUCCCUGCUCGCCAUGCCUCCCGCCUUCCCUGCCUAUGAGUCCCACCACACCCAGUCCCCCCUCCUCCACCGCCCUCUCCCCCCGCCGUGGCCGCUGCACUAUUGCCCCCAUCGCUUCGAGCAGGCAGACAAUCUCUCCCAGCCAUUAACAGGGCGCCAUUUGGAGGGGGCCCCAGGGGACAGGGACAGUGCAUGGGAUGGGGGUGGCAUGGCCGUCCGGGGCGAGGGUGCUAGGAGGGGGGGAGAGGGGAUAAGAGGGAUGACAGAGGCGUUGGGAUGGGUGGCAGGGGGGUUAAGAGGGGCGAAGAAGGGCGUCGGAGUUGCCGGGGUGUGCUUCUUUGCGGCUUUCUUUCUCCUCGCGCUCGGAGGGCCAUUCAUCCUCACACCCAUGAUCAACUUCUCCGAGCUCCUCCCGUCGUCAGCAGCAGCGGUCAUAGCAGCACAGAGCGGUGCCUUUGAUGCCUCUGCAGCCGUGCUCUUCCUCUUCGCCCUCGCCGUCUCGCGCCUUCACCUCGCCCUCUCCUCCGUCUGCCUCGCCUAUCUCGCCGUGCCGCUUGUGAUUGCUGCCGUUGCCGCCGCCACUUUCCCCGAUGUUCCUUUUGGCGCCUCACCCGUUUCAGAACCGCUCACCACUCCUCCACCCACCUCCACCACCCCCUCCUCCACGUCACCCCAUCCCGACCCGCUCUCUUUGCUCACCGCGCCUCUCCUGCAACCUGCAAGCGAGGGGCAUUCAAGCGCGAUGCAGGCAAGCAAGGAGCAACCAUCGCAGAGCCAGUCAGACGAGGAGGAAGGGGAGAGGGGGCAAGGGAGGCCUGCUGUGGGAGGGAGUGACAGGGGACAUGAGGACACACUUGGGGAGGAGGAGGGAAUGAGAGGGGCGAGAGAGGGGAUGGGAGCAGGGGUGACUGCAGUGGGGCGAGGGGACGAGGAGGGAGGGCGGAGUAGAGGGUCGAGAGAGGGAGCGCGGGGGCCAAGGCGCAGUGGGGAGUUGGAGCGGCUAUACUUGCUGCGCCUCAUGGGGGCUUCUGGGAGUGAUAAGGCUUCUGCUGGUGGGGAUGCUGAUGGUGCAAGCAGCGCUGCUGCUGCUGCCGACGAGCUGAGCACGUCAGCAUGCAACGUGGCGCUGCCAGCUGUCACAGGGCGAGGCAGCAGCAUCCCGGUGUCUCCCAGUCUGCCCAUCGUGUGGCUCCACGGCCGGAGCACCCCGUGCCUGCCGCCCCCUCCCGCCAUCUACAAUGCCGACAUUGCCAUCCAGCUCAGGGCGCCGCUGUUCUGGGUGCACGUGGGGGUGGCGGCGUUCUAUGUGCUGCGCUCCAAUGUGUACAUCGCGGCUGUCAACGACCAGAUCACCUUCGCCGUGCACGCCAAGGCCAUCCACCCGCCAUCCACAGCAGCAGCAGUGCAGCAGCACUACAUCGACGCCUUCAACUGCCUGCUCCCGCUGGGCGGCUGUCUCAGCGUGCCUCUGGCCGGCUGGAGCAUCGACUCCCUCGGCCUGCCGCCCGCCUUCGCCAUCACUGCCGCCCUGUCGCUCCUCUCCUCCCUGCUGCUGCUCCUCGCCCCCAUCCUUCCACUAGAUGCCAUGCUCCUGAGUUUCGCGGCAUACAGUGUGGCGAGGGCGUUCAUCUACAGCACCCUGGCGGCGCUCAUCGCUUCCCUCUUUGGCUUCCGCAACUUUGGCCGCCUCUACGGCCUCACACGGUUCAUUGGGGCAUUCGCCGCUCUGCUGCAGUACCCCCUUAUGAGGUACGGAGAGGAGGCCAUGAGGGGGGACUUCACGGGCAUGACAGCGGGGUUCAUGGCAUGUGAGCUCGCCCUGGCCACGCUCUUCCCCCUCUACCUCACCCACUGCCUCUUUGGCUUCUUCUGGCGCCCCAAGCCCUGA